UGGGCUGGGCCCGCGAGUAGCUCUGCAGCCGACGCAGCCCGGCUCAGCCUCAAGCAGACGUCUGAUUCCUGCUCCCGAGGGCUCGGUGCUCCUGGAUCGCAUGGAGUCUCAUUAGUCGUGCACAGCCCAGAAGUGGACAAGGAUUCAAAUCCAGAGCCAUGGGGGUGCUGAUGUCCAAGCGGCAGACGGUGGAGCAGGUGCAGAAGGUCAGCCUGGCGGUGUCGGCCUUCAAGGACGGCCUCCGAGAGCGGCCCGCCGCGGCCAAGCGGAAGACGGAGGGCACCAGCAGCCGGCGGGGGACCCUGGAGGACACCGUGCAAGAGGAGCUGCCGGCUGGCGAGGGGGCGUCGGCAGGGCCCUCGCGACAGCAGCAGGCGGUGCGCCGGGCCGGCCGGGCUGCCUGGGAGCGGCUGCGCGAUGGCCGCGGGGUGGAGCCCGACGAGUUCGACCGCACCCGGCCCUUCGCCCCACCGGCCUUCACCCGCCCCCCGCGCCGCCAGCACGACGCUGACGCCGAUGAGCCCGUCGAGAUCAGCCUGGAGCCGCGGGAGCAGGUGAGCAACGACGAGAUGUGCGAGGUGUGUGAGGUGUGGACAGCGGAGAGCCUCCUGCCCUGCCGGGUCUGCACCAGGGUCUACCACGACGGCUGCCUGCGCCGCAUGGGGUUUCUGCCCCACGACGACGACGCCUCCGAGGUCAUUGAGGCAGCCCAUGCGGAGGCCGGCUGGAGCUGCUACUGCUGUGACAACCUCAACCUGCUACUCACAGAAGAGGAGAUGAGCAGCCUGUCCGAAGCCUUCCGUCGGUGCAAGGUCACCCCUGAGAGCGGACUGAGCCUGGAUGACUUCUUGUGCUACAAACGCCUGGUGAGGCAGCAGGAGGGCGACCAGCCCGGCGGGGAGGACCACGAAGAACACGACGCCCUGCAGUUUGCGGCGCUGGACCCUGAGAAGAAGGGCCACGUUGAGUGGGCCGAUUUCCUCUCCCACGAGUCCGUCUCGCUGCUGCAGAGGACACGCACACAGAAUGCCCUGCUGCACCUGCUGACAGGCAAGGAGAGGGAGAGAGCGCGAGCCACGUUCCUGGCCCUGGAUCAGCACCAGGAUGGGCUCAUCAGCGAGGUGGAGAGCCGGCGCACCCAACACACGUGGUUCCGUAAGCGGCACAAGGAGACGCCGUCCUGCAAUGUCAGCAUCAGCCACGUGGGGCCCAUCUCGGAAAGCAGCCCAGCGAGUAGCACCAGCAGCAAAAGCCCGGACAAGAUGUUGUUGAACCCAGAGCCGGAGGAGCCCAGCCGGACCAUCAACUGGCCAACCUUCUUGAGAGAAAGUGCCAUCUACAUCCUUGCUGCGCGGCCCAACAGCCCUGCUGUCCACCUCAAGCCAUGGGCCUGAGACGGUCGCUUGGCCACGGGGCCGAAGGCAAACAGACUUGCCUCAUUGACAAGGGAGAGAGGGAGGAGAGGCAGCUUCUCCACAAGCCCACCUUGCCCACCUGGAUUUAUACGAGAAGAACUUUGUGGCCGGAGAGCCGCGGGGAGCACUGCCCACCCCCCGUUGCCAGAGCACUGCCAGGAGUGGUGAAGGAGAGAAACGCG
Messenger RNA from Elgaria multicarinata webbii, 1597 nucleotides. It is a transcript of the gene PHF24, whose product is annotated as PHD finger protein 24. NCBI's taxonomy places the organism in Eukaryota, Metazoa, Chordata, Lepidosauria, Squamata, Anguidae. The record is from RefSeq and is a predicted model, not a curated record. The transcript has 9 exons. Gene Ontology annotation, cellular component: nucleus; cytoplasm. Gene Ontology annotation, molecular function: transcription corepressor activity. The coding region runs from base 159 to 1394 and encodes 411 amino acids.